GUUUCUGAGCGGAUGUUGAAGAAAGCAAAAAAAAAAACACCGAUAAGCCAAUAAAGGAAGCAAAGUGCGGCCAAGCCAGAGAUUCAAAGUCAUCCUUCAGCCUUUCUCCCUCAAAUGUCGUCUGAAAACUCAAAUCUGGAAAGUCUUGAGGAGCUGGAUGAUUCCACAGACUGUGGCAGUGAUUAUGAGACCUCCAUAAACAUAAAGAAGCGGAAAAAACGUGCUGUACCGGGGCCACGGCCACCCAAGAGAACCAGGCGUAAAGCUGCAUCAAGGGUGACCUCGAGCCCCUAUAAUAGCUCCCGCCCCACUCCUGUCGACCCCUCCUCUAAGCAGCAGAGGUCUCGGGGGACAUCCAGGCCAGUCUCCCCCAGACCUGCAUCAAGAGGGAAUGAGGGAAACCGUGACAUUACAGCAAAGGACCUCUAUGAUGCAGUCAGCUUUGGAAAGAGUGCCAUGGUGGCGGUGGUGGAUGAAUGGCUGGACAGCUACAAGCGAAGCCGAGAGAUGGGGCUGCUGGUGCUCAUCAACUUCAUUGUUCAGUCCUGUGGAUGCAAAGGUGUUGUUAGUAGAGAGAUGCUUGACAGCAUGCAGAAUGCUGAGAUCAUCAGCACACUAACAAAAGAGUUCAAUGAGGAUACAGUGGACUAUCCUCUGAGCUCUUCAGGCCUGCAGCAGAAGCUUUUCAAAGCUGGUCUGUGUGAGUUUGCUCGGGUUCUGGUGCGCUCCUGUCAGAACAGCAUCAUUUAUGACGAAUACCUCUUCAACUCUCUCCUGUCCCUGCUCACUGGCCUCUCAGACUCCCAGGUCCGAGCCUUCAGACACACCAGCACCUUGCUUGCCAUGAAGCUGAUGACUGGUGUGGUGGAAGUAGCUGUGACGGUGCAGACACAGAUGCAGACCACCCAGCGGCGUUACGACGUGGAAAACAGCAAGAGGGCGAAUGACAAAGCCACUGACCGACUGGAGGAGCUGCAGGCCACCAUCACUGAGCUGCUGGAAAAAAGAGAGGAGCUUUCCUCUAUGAUGAACGUCGGCUUCCGUGGAGUGUUUGUGCAUCGCUACCGGGACCGACUUUCUGAGAUCCGGAUGGCGUGUAUCGACGAGUUGGGUGUGUGGCUGAAGACAAAUCCGGAACAAUUCCUGAAUGAUGGUUGUCUCAAAUACCUGGGGUGGACCCUGAAUGAUAAGCAAAGUCCAGUGCGUCUGCAUUGUGUGCGUGCCCUGCAGGGUCUGUACCAAGAGAUGGGAUUCAUUGGCCGCCUGGAGCUUUUCACCAGCAGAUUUAAAGAGAGGAUGCUCAGCAUGGUGCUGGACAAAGACCCAGACGUGGCACUGGAAGUGGUCAAUUUGUUGCUGCUGAUCCAACAGAGGACAGAAGAAGCACUGACAGAGGAGGAGUGCGGCCACAUCUAUCCCCUGGUUUACGCCUCACAUCGAGGCUUGGCGUCUGCAGCCGGCGCUUUUCUCUACAACAAACUGAAAAGUGUGGUUUCCAGUAAAAAGCAGGGGAGUAAAACAAGUGAAAAUGAAGCCUUCUUUCAAAUUCUCAUCUCCUUCUACAUUCAGAGUGAGUUUCAUGAGCAUGGUGCGUACCUGGUGGACAGUCUAUGGGGUGUGGCAGGAUCUGAGCUGAGAGACUGGGACACUAUGACAGCAUUCUUGCUACAUGAGGCUGUGCUGAUGGAUGAGGAGGAGGGGGCUCUCAUUGAGGUUAUGAUGUGUGCUAUGAGACAGGCAGCACAGGCAACCCCACCUGUUGGGAGAACUCAGGCCAAGAAGAUCUUUAGUAUGAAGGAUAAGAAGAUCCAGGAGAAAGACAGGAGAAGAAUCACCACACACUUCAUCCCUUUACUGUCGUCACUGCUGGCUAAGUACUCUGCAGAUGCUGGGAAGAUGACCGCCCUUCUCAAAGCUCCGCUCUACUUCAACCUGGACAUGUAUAACAGCGCUCAGUGGCUGGAGAAGCAUCUGGACCAGCUGUUGUCCCAGGUAUGUGGUAUAGUGGAGAAGCACACAGAUGUUGCUGUUUUGGAGGCUUGCACCAACCUGGCCGCCGCGCUUUGCUCCGACGCUUACACGUUCUCCUCCCGAGCGCACUUGGCCUUCAGCCAGCUAUUGGACGACCUGACUGAGUGCUUCAACAUGCACUUAUGUGACCUGCUGCAGGGCACUGCAGAUGACAAUGAUGCAUACAGUGCAGCCACUGCCUUGAAAAGGAUUGCUGCUUUGAGCGGCGCCAAAGACCCAACAGGCUGGAAGCUCUUUGACUCUUGUGUUAAACUGCUGAACAGCAAGCUGGAGUCCAGAGAGCUUGACACAGAGCUCAUGGUGUCAGCUCUGAGGUGUGCAUCUUUCCACUUGAUGUGGGCCAAAGUUAAUGCGGUCAACUCCAAGCCAGCUGAGGCCGAACUGAGGAAUUUGAAGAGGGAUGUGCGUUUGUUCUGCGGAGUCUGUCAGUCCUGUUUGUCUCUGACCCAAACUGAAAUCAGAGAUCAGGCAUUCGAGCUACUGUGUGACCUGCUGCUGUUGUACAGUACAAGUUCAGUCCGCUCUGAACCUGCUCUCCAAACACUGGUGCACAUUCCCUCCGAUUCCCUGCGCUCUGAGAUGGCUGCUUUCUUACUGGACUUCGUCUUCACCGACUUGGACGAUGCCGAGAUCAACGUCGAGGGUGAGGAAGAGAUGAAAAUAAUCCUUCUCCAAAGGAAACGCAACCAGCUGGCUGGCUACUGUAAACUGGUCAUCUAUGGGGUGCUGGACCUCACUGCCGCCACUGACAUCUUCAAGCACUUCAGCAAGUACUUUAAAGACUUUGGUGACAUCAUAAAAGAGACCGUGAGUAAGAGCAAGCUCAUCAAUCCCGUACAGAGCGCCAAGACUGUCUGUCUCAGCCUGCAGCAGCUGUUCUCAGAGAUGCUUACGGAGGUAUACAUCACGCAGGAUCUCAUAGAGAUUAGAGAUGUGGGGAAGAGGCUCGCCAUGAGCUUUGGCAUCGAUCUUCAGCGUGUCCGCAAACCAAUGGUGGCCCUACACAGGGACGGUAUAGACUUUUCAUUCCGAGACCAACAGGAGGGAGAGCAGCAGCUCCAGAAUGUGGUCUUCUUGGAGAUCCUGAGCGAGUUCAGUUUGAAGCUGCUGCCUCAGGACCGUAGCAUGCUGGCUGCAUAUUUGAAAUCAGUGUGUCCCAGUGCUGCCCUCUCCUGGCCAUCAGUCGGUGUGUAUCAGCGGUCGUUAGAGACUCGCUCUACCAGACCAAGAGAGCAGGAGAAAGGCGAUGCUUUCUCCACGCAUGAGACUCCUGUGGCUAAACGCAAGAAGACGACCACUCGGGUGUCCAGCGGUGCCAAAGGAUCAUUUCUGGACAGCAGCAGCAUCUCCAGUAACAUUCCCACUCCGGCCCUGACCUCAACUAUGCUCAAACAGCCGGCCAGGCAGCUGACCAGCAGGCAGCUGCCCACCAGGGCGCGCAGAGCAACAACGUCUGAUGUCAGCAGUGGCAUAACUGAGCUGGAGUCUGAGGAUGAGUUCUCUGCAGGGUCCCACAUGCGAAGGGUGAAACCAGUCAAACGACGCAGUUUUACAUCCAACCAGACUGACCCCAUUUUGAAUCAGCCCGACCUGAUCCCCCACGUCAACCUGCUGUCUCUGAUCGAGGAUGACGAAGCGGAGAGCGGAGAUGAGGCUGAGAUCGAGGAGUACGAAAGUGACUCGGACCAUCAAUCUUCAUAUGCACUGCCUUCAACGCGUCACACCUCAAUCAGUGUCCUUGAUGAACUCUUUGAUUGAGGGCACAAAGACCUGGCUCAUCGCCAGCUGGUUUUGGAUAAUACAUCAGUUCAGUACCUCUCUUGAGUAUUAGAGCAACAUCUUGAGUUUUCACUGAUCAGAUGAGUUUUAGGUCAGGGAUUUCUGUUAGAAGAGUACAGUUAGUUUUGAAUUCUUUCAUUAUUAUUCCAAGUUGUUAAAAAGACAAUGUUAUUUUUUUGUUCAAUCACUGUUUGAUGGAAAUAUUUGAAAGUAUCUCAUCUUGUGGUACCUGUUGUUUUGGGGGUCUUGUUAAUUUAAGAUGUAUUAAAAA
Solea senegalensis (Senegalese sole) is the source of this 4081-nucleotide messenger RNA. RefSeq names its product cohesin subunit SA-1 (gene stag3). Bases 115 to 3789 code for a protein of 1224 amino acids. Gene Ontology annotation, cellular component: nucleus; cohesin complex; chromatin. NCBI's taxonomy places the organism in Eukaryota, Metazoa, Chordata, Actinopteri, Pleuronectiformes, Soleidae. Gene Ontology annotation, molecular function: chromatin binding. The transcript has 32 exons. Gene Ontology annotation, biological process: sister chromatid cohesion. The record is from RefSeq and is a predicted model, not a curated record.